Pteronotus mesoamericanus is the source of this 444-nucleotide messenger RNA. It is a transcript of the gene LGALS7, whose product is annotated as galectin 7. Lineage: Eukaryota; Metazoa; Chordata; Mammalia; Chiroptera; Mormoopidae. The record is from RefSeq and is a predicted model, not a curated record. Gene Ontology annotation, molecular function: carbohydrate binding.
ACCGUUGCCUGUCCCACCGUCCCAGCCAUGGCCGGGAGCUCUAAUGUGCCCCACAGGACCUCGCUGCCGGAGGGUGUCAGAGUGGGCACCGUGAUGAGAAUUCGUGGUGUUGUCCCCGACAACGCUAGCAGGUUUCAUGUAAACCUGCUGUGCGACCAGGAGGGUGCUGAGGCUGCCCUGCAUUUCAACCCCCGGUUGGACGAGUCCGUGGUGGUCUUCAACACCAAGGAGCGCGGCGCCUGGGGCCAGGAGGAGCGCGGCCACGGCCUUCCCUUUCAGCGUGGGCAGCCCUUCGAAGUGCUCCUCAUCGCUACUGAGGAAGGCUUCAAGGCGGUGGUCGGGGACGCGGAGUACCACCACUUCCGCUACCGCCUCCCGCCGGGGCGCGUGCGCGUCGCCGAGGUGGGCGGGGACCUGCAGCUGCAGUCGCUGAAGAUCUUCUGA